CAGGCGUGUGAUGGCUACCAUUUGACACUAUUCGUCAAUGUGUCGUCUGCUUCUUCUUCCUUGAAUAUUUUGAAACGAAAAUAUUUAUAAGUAACAUGCCGCAAAUAUUUAACAAAUUGAUUAAUUCAAUGUAUUAUUUUACACGUCAUAAAUUUGUGCCAGCUUCUUCAAUUGUUAGAAAUAUGGCCACCGUGAAACGAUUUUAUAGAAGGACGAACAUAAUUUCAAGCGGUGACAAAUUUGAGGUUACUCUAGACCAGAGAAAGUUGAAGACGCCACAAGGUAGAAUAUUCGAGGUGAAUAGUAAAUCUUUGGCUUUAGCAGUGGCUGCAGAAUGGGAUGCACAGAAGGACAUAAUUGAUAGAGGAAGCAUGCACCUGACAUCCUUAUGCAACACUGUAUUGGACAAUCCACACAAUCACUCCAAGAUAGAUCUGGUCAAUCAUAUAGUGAACUGUUUAGAAAUGGAUACAAUUUUGUUUUAUUCGAGUGAGGUGGAUGAAUUGUAUCGAUUACAAGUUGAAAAAUGGGAACCUAUAGUACAUUGGUUUUGCGAACAUUACGAUGUAGAUAUAGCAAGUACUCAGAGUAUACAGAUGCCUACAGUACCUAUCGAAACUAAAGCUGCAUUAACGAGACAGUUGUUGUCACAUAAUUUCAAUAGCAUUUAUGGUCUUGUAUAUGCAGUGGAUGGAUUGAAAUCUGUUAUUCUAACUCUUGCCACAGUUGCAAGAAUAAUUAAUAUCUCAGAAGCUGUAAAUCUUUCACGCCUAGAAGAAGAAUAUCAGAUCUCUCACUGGGGCAAUGUGGAAUGGCAUCACGAGUACAGUAAACAAGAUUUACAGGCUCGUCUAUCAGCGGCGAUGUUAUUCGUAUAUUUGAACUCUCAUUCUGCCACUUCCCGACCCAAAAAUGACGCUCCUAAUAGCCCAAAUCCCACGUAAGCAUAAUGUAGCCGCGCACAAAUGUUAUCGAAAGAUGAUCCAAGACAUCACGGCGCGAACUUCUCUGGCCGAGGUACGCUAUCAGAGAGAUUUGAUCAAACGUGCGCGGGAUGAGUCGCAGCUUCAGCUCCAUUGUGUCCUUUAUCGAAGUAGGCACGCCGUAAGCAAUGUAUGACGCGAAACCGGGGACGAGGACCGAGAAUGCCGGCCGCACUAGGACGGCAUCUGAGGACGAGUAGCUUCAAAAGCCCACGACUACCGAGCGGACAAACGCAAAUGAAACCAGUUCCCGGAGAGCUUACGCACGUCGCACCCAUUGAGCAAGGAUUGUCGUUGCAUGCCGAAUGUUCACACAAAGUCUUAUGGAAGUAACUUUCAGUAAGAAUGGACGUCGACAUCGUUACAGGCGCCGACGUAACGAGAUCAUCUCGAGUCGAACUCGUUGAUGGAACUUUAGUAAGAAAAACAUCGCUAUCACUGCUACUACUAGAACCCUCGCCUUCGUAUCUCGACGUCGUAGUCUUCUCCAUAGUCGUAUAUCUCUUCGUGUAAGGAGAACCACUUGUUCUCGGGGACGUCGAAUGUAUCUUCCAUUUCUAGAGUGGUCGUCGAAGGAAAACUAUACUCGCACAUGGAACCACCAUAAUUCGGUGGACACGAACAAGUGAAACUGUUGAUACCGUCGAUACAGCAGACACACCGCUCCAUUUUGGCAAGGGUUCUCCUUGCAAGGCACGAUUGCCUUGUCACAGUCCUUGCCAGUAAAACCUUUGAUAGAGACAAGAAUUAAUUAACAUGAAAGUUAGGAAAAUUAAAAAAAUCUACGACUCGUGGACAAGAAUAAUCCGCUUACCGAAUAAACAAGCGCAAGUAUAGGAAGAUGGAAUAUUGAUGCAGAGACCACCGUUUCGACAUGGCGAUUCCAAACAUUCGUCGAUAUCCAUUUCGCAGAGGACACCAGUCCAUCCUUUUCGAAUUGUAGUACAUGAAAAGAAGAAAACGCCAUAUCGCGAUAAAAAAAUGUGAAGAAGCAAAAUAUUCUUUAAGCACACCGAGGCGUCAAUUUCGCAAUAUUCUCCUGAAAAUAGGAUAUCAAAAUGAUAUAGAAAUUCUUUUUAUACAUUUGUCAUCACGUUGUACCUGAAUAUCCAUCGAGGCAUUGGCAGAUCCCAUACAUGCAAGGAUCUCCGCUACAAUCCGAUCCUAGUGCAAACACUGUAAUCGCAGUCGAUAGUACUAUCAGAGUAAAAAUAUUUUGACACACGGUCUUCGCAGAUGAUGGACAGUAACUCCACUUACAAGCCAGCCUAAGUAGCCUUACAUACCUUUACAGCAUGAUUAUAGCAUGAUAUACGCAUGUCUAUUUGUCGUUAAUGUAUAAAUGUGUAUGAUGUGUGCACGCGCAUUAAAGUAUGUGUACGUGUGUAUACAUUACGUUUUUCAUAUUUCGUAUAAGAGGAACAAGAUCUACAUAACGUAUAUUAAUGAAAUAUAGAUUUAUUUGUUUCAUAUAUAUUGAAUGAAAGUAAUUUUAUAGAUGCAUCCAACGUAAGAUACAUUUUACCAAUCAUAUUUAACAAUGUUUGUAGCUUCAUUAUAUAAAAGGAACGUGUCUAUGUAGGCCAUGCAAAUUAAUAAAUUAUAUCAGUUAUUAAAAGAAA
Messenger RNA from Solenopsis invicta (red fire ant), 2605 nucleotides. Its product is annotated as ATP synthase mitochondrial F1 complex assembly factor 2. Bases 96 to 944 code for a protein of 282 amino acids. The transcript has 14 exons. Lineage: Eukaryota; Metazoa; Arthropoda; Insecta; Hymenoptera; Formicidae. Gene Ontology annotation, biological process: mitochondrial proton-transporting ATP synthase complex assembly. The record is from RefSeq and is a predicted model, not a curated record. Gene Ontology annotation, cellular component: mitochondrion.